Molecule: messenger RNA, 1513 nt
Organism: Mobula hypostoma (lesser devil ray)
Lineage: Eukaryota; Metazoa; Chordata; Chondrichthyes; Myliobatiformes; Myliobatidae
Product: C-C motif chemokine 17-like
Exons: 3
Coding region: 16-294 (92 amino acids)
Biological process (GO): immune response
Cellular component (GO): extracellular region
Molecular function (GO): chemokine activity
Source: RefSeq, a predicted model, not a curated record
AAAGCUCUCGUUACAAUGAAGCAAAGUCUUGUGGUACUCUUUUGUCUCUCAGUCCUUGCCUGGGCAGUGUUAGGAGCUCCUAAUUCAAUAAGAAAGAGCUGCUGUAUGAAAUAUUCACCCAGACCACCCCGUAUCGGCAGAAUCCUGAGACAUGAAAUUCAGGAUAAUGAUGGUCGUUGUAGAUUUGAAGCUGUGGUAUUCUUUGUCAAAGGCAAUCGCGUCUGUUCAGAUCCAAAUGAUGAGAGAGUGAAAGUUCUUCUGACAAAACUUGCCCAAAGAAAGCAGGGAAGAUGAAGAUGACAGUGAUCUCCUUUGACUGACUAUUGACUACAAAGAGUAUUCAAAUGGAAAAAAAAAUAAUUUCCAGCUGUUCCACAUUUUGCAAGUUUCCAAGGAAUCCUGAAAUUUAUACAUCAAAAUUAGAGUCAAAUCUUGAAACAAUAUUGGUCAAAUUUGACCCGCUUAUCAGUGUGUGUCAUCCCUCUAUAUUACUGAUUGAUUUAUUUGGUUUUAUUAUGAUUACAAAUAUAGCAGCUGACCAAAUAGUACAUCACCUGUUAAGAGUCAGAUAUUUCACUCUGGAAUCCCUCCUUCCUCUAUUAAAGUAUUCCCAAUACACUUCACAGGAACAAUCAUUUCUAGUUAGGAGGCCUGUAGUAAUGCUACGUGAGUUGAUCUCUGUCCUCCUACUUACAGGCCUUUGCCACGGUAGAUUCUGCAGAAAAAUCACUCAGUUUUGCUUAUGUAAAUAUCUAAGUUUUCUGCUCUUGUAAGGAAGUGUAACUGUUUAUGAUGGUCCCAUACAUUACUGAAUAGUGUAUGGUUUACAAACUGCUAUAUUAAUGAAUGUACAUAAUUGUUAUUUCGUGUUCUAUAGCAUACUGAUGGUGUUCUAAUGUAGAACACAGUGAUUGCUGCAGUGUUUUCUACAAUUAAACUGUCUUCCUAACGAGACAGGGAGAAAUCAUUUAUAUCAUUCUUUUACUAUUUCAGAAACAUACUGAAUAAAGACAUUAUUGAUUGAAGUGAUCAAAACUGGUAUUUUUAAAGCAGGAUAUGCAACAACACCAGACUUUGUAUUGUAAUUCCAAUGGAAUUGGAUACUGUUUUUUUAUUGUUAUUCAAUGCUGCACUUUUACAAAUGCAUUUAUAAUGUCCUACAAACCUAAUUGUCUGUUUAAAAGAAGAUGCAUUUUAUUAUUUAUUUUGUUUUUAAUUUCCCUGUAGAUUUUCAAACAACUAAAAUAUAUAUAUUUAUAUUUUAAAAAGUAAAUUGUCUUUGGAAUUUAUUGUAAGAUUUUGUGCUAUAACAUAAGCUGGAAAUCCACCUGCUUCCUAAAUUUUCAUGACUCCAUUUAAGAUGAGACAACAAAUUGAUUAAGCUCACACAAACAAUGUUCUGAUUUGUAACAAUUGGACACUACCAGUCAUUAUACUCACACAACCAGUUGUGCCUGGAUUCCAUGUGUUUCUUAAACAAGUCUGUUGAAUGGAAAUUUAAAUUAAAUGCAAC